This is a messenger RNA of Grus americana (Whooping crane), 895 nucleotides long. RefSeq names its product HIG1 hypoxia inducible domain family member 2A (gene HIGD2A). Gene Ontology annotation, biological process: mitochondrial respirasome assembly. The record is from RefSeq and is a predicted model, not a curated record. Bases 92 to 373 code for a protein of 93 amino acids. Lineage: Eukaryota; Metazoa; Chordata; Aves; Gruiformes; Gruidae. Gene Ontology annotation, cellular component: mitochondrion. The transcript has 2 exons.
CCCCCCAUUGACCGUCGGGAGCGCGCACCGCUUCCUGGCUACGGCAGCCGGGGAGGGUCGCGGGUGGUCACCUUCCCUGCGGGUCGCAGCCAUGGCGGCCGGGCCUCCCCCGCCGCUGGAGCCCAGCCCGCUGCCGGUGUUCAGCGAGGAGGGCUUCGGGGACAAGUUCCUGCGCAAGACCCGCGAGAACCCCCUGGUGCCCCUCGGCUGCCUCUGCACUGUCGGCGUCCUGACCUACGGACUGAUCAGCUUCAAGAGGGGCAACAUCCGUCAGUCUCAGCUGAUGAUGCGGGCACGUAUCCUGGCCCAGGGCUUCACCUUCGCGGCCCUCCUGGGAGGCAUGGUGGUCACAGCCAUGAAAUCUAGACAGUGAAAUCAGGCAAGAGAGAAGCUGUGGCCGCAGGCAUGCACCCGCCAACCCGUGCCUCAGCUGGCAGGGUGGAUUCUGGCUGCGGAUGGAGUUUUCUGAGAGACAGUUGUGAUGUCUUGGUGGAACCAAUAUCAGAGAGGCUCUGUGUUCCAGAGCACUGGAAACAUGACUAAUACACUUCUGUGAUUAACCUGAGAUUUGGGCCAUGCCAUUUCUUAAUUCCCUGAGAGCUUAUUGUCCUGCGCCUCACUAAGGCUCUCUACCCCUGUCAGACCUCUUAUCCCUGCUUGGUCCUGUCACAAUCCGUUAAAAUUGUGUCUGGUGGGUUGUGGUCUGCAUGGAGGUACAGCUUUAGUCAGGCAGUCCACCAGCAUUUGAGAAAUGAGCUGCCUGGGUAGGAAGGAACAGUUGUGUUUAUGGCUUGAUCCUGGCAGGACAGAGUUCACAAGCAGCACGAGUUGUUCGGGGAGAGUAUGUAAUCUGUUUGGUUGCAACCGGUGAGUAAUAAAGUGAAUUGCAGCAAGA